AUGGCCGCUACCUCUCUCCAGUGCAAGCUCUCGCUUGGGUCUCUCGUGAAGGCCGACGUGUCAUCCCUCCGACAAGGGCCCGCUGUCGUGUCAUUUCCCCAAAGAAGAGUAACUGUGCGUGCGGACCGCAAUGACUACACCGGCUAUGUGGAGAAGGACACUGCCGGCCAGGAGAACAUCUACGCCGUUGAGCCUACCGUCUAUGUGGGUAACUCCGGCAGCUCCGGUGUGGUCCUGAACGUUGUCGGCGCUGCCGCUGCCCUGGCCGGUGCAGCAGCCGUGCUAUUUGCUCUCGGUGGAUCAGACCCCGCUCCGCAAGAACAGGCGUACUCCGGACCUCCUCUUUCCUCUUACGUUAGGAAGUUCGAGGCGGAGCUGGCACCAGCUCCCGUGCAGGCUCCCGCGGUUGUUGACGAGGUUGUGGAGGCUGCACCUGCUGCUGAUGAGUGA
This is a messenger RNA of Closterium sp. Naga37s-1, 450 nucleotides long. The record is from the annotation of a GenBank genome assembly. NCBI's taxonomy places the organism in Eukaryota, Viridiplantae, Streptophyta, Zygnematophyceae, Desmidiales, Closteriaceae.